ACAUAAACUCUUUCAACCAGCAGAGGGCGACACCGCGUUUGCACACUCAUUUUUGGUCUUCCCGAGUUGCCGUAAACAGACCAGACUCCGUAUCAACAACACCGGUAGUGGUUGUGUUUACAUGUCGCCCCUCUUCGUCUUCUGUGGUUCGUUUGUCGCAGUUAAUGAACCGGUCGCGUCCCGCAGGUCUCUCCGGCCUGUGUCCGGUCACCGAACAUCUUUAUCUCAGUAACGGCAGAGCCGCGGGUGACUCCGUCCAGGUGAGUCGGUGUGAAAUCACCUGCGUCGUUAACGUGAGUGGCAGCCGGAACAGCUGCCCCUCUCCUACCGUGGUGGAGUAUGUCCACAUCCCGCUGCCUGACUCCCCGCUCUCCCCGCUCUGCCUUCACUUUGACCCGGUGUCAGAGAAGAUCCAGGCUCACGCUCGGAGCGGAGGCCGCACGUUAGUCCACUGUAACGCCGGCGUGAGCCGCUCCGCCACGCUGUGCAUUGCUCACCUGAUGAAACACCGCGACGUGACUCUGCUGGAGGCCCACGCGUGGGUCAAGUCCUGUCGACCCAUGGUGAGGCCCAACCACGGCUUCUGGAAGCAGCUCGUCCAGUACGAGAUGCAGCUUCGUGGCUGCAACUCUGUCCACAUGGUGUCAUCGUCCAUAGGAGAAAUACCAGACAUUUAUGAGGGGGAGAUCAAAAACAUGGUGCCUUUGUGACGAGCUCACGAGGAGGACUUCAGUAUUUGGACCUCAAAGAUGAGGACUUCAGUAUUUGGACCUCAAAGAUGAGGACUUCAUUAUUUGGACCCCAUAAUGAGGUCUUUAUCAUUUAAACUUCAUGAUUAGGACUGAAGAAUGAGGUCUAGGUCUGCCUACUACUAAUAACCAAUUACUAUUUCAAUUGGAAACGAUUUAGAUAAUAAGUUAAUCAGUCUUUUUAUAAUUUAAAGAUUUUCCAGUUUCUUAAAUGUGAAUAUUUUUUUAUUUUGGUUUGUGGACAAAACAAGACAUUUGAGAACAUCUUUUAAAGAUUUUGGGAAACACUGUUCAACAUUUCCUGAGUUUGUAGGGAAUUUGCAACUAAUCCUAAACUAAUCUGGGGAUUUAAUCAUGACCAGACUCUGUGAGAGACUGGGGACAUAAAAUCCACAGAUGUAAAUCAGUAAAAUAAUAAAAAAUUACAUCUUAUAAAUGAAAUUUAAUAGCAUUGGUGAUUGUUAUGGUAAAAAUAUAUGGUAUCAAAGAACAGGGCAAUAGAAAAAACAAAAUCCGGUCAUUAUUAUCCAGACCAAAAUGACACAGAUUAUUCCUAUUCUGAAUUUAUAUUAUCUUAUGUUAAUGCUUGUCAUUUGUUAAUUUAACUGGACUUCGAACCCUCUGUCCAAAAUGUAUAUAAAUUUGAUUAAAAUAAUCACCCUGAUGCUGGUAUAUGCAUGAGCAGGUAUGUACAGUGUACUUUAUCUGUUGUGUUUCGUUUUUAAUGGACCAAAAUAAAAUGAAUGGCUGUAAA
Molecule: messenger RNA, 1503 nt
Organism: Solea solea (common sole)
Lineage: Eukaryota; Metazoa; Chordata; Actinopteri; Pleuronectiformes; Soleidae
Product: dual specificity protein phosphatase 18-like
Exons: 1
Coding region: 165-710 (181 amino acids)
Biological process (GO): protein dephosphorylation
Molecular function (GO): MAP kinase tyrosine/serine/threonine phosphatase activity
Source: RefSeq, a predicted model, not a curated record